AUGGCCAAUAUGAAAAACUCCACGCUUUGUGUCCUUGGCUGCGGCAACUUAGGAAGCGCCAUUCUCAAGAGUUUGAUCGAUAGACCUCAAGAUCAAAAAGCUGCUGUACUAUUUACUCGAUUCAUCGCAUCGGUCCGAAGUCAAGAGUCAGAACAUCGAUUGACCGCACAAUUCUCCGCUUAUUCCCAGAAUUUAUCAAUCUCCCGGGACAGUCUCAACGCGGUUCAAGAAUCGGAUAUUGUAGUGUUGGCCGUUGACCCCGCGGUCGUCGAGACGGUAUUACUGACUGCCGGCCUUCGCGAUGCCUUAGCGGACAAGCUGCUGAUCAGCGUCGCGGCGGGCUGGACCCGGCAGAAGCUCGAGACAACCCUCUAUGGCAGCCCAACGACCUCCGAAAAUACCAAGGGUCGCACGUGGGUAGUACGCACGCUGCCUAAUAUCGCUGCGUCAGUCUCGCAGAGCCUCACGGCCAUCGAGAUCUCCGAGCCAGAGCUCCCUGACCAGUACCGGCAGAUCACCGAUGCGAUCUUUUCAAACCUGGGGAAGACGGUCCAUAUCCCCCCAUCUUGGAUGGAUGCGACAACCGCGGUGGCUGGAUCAACUCCCGCUUUUUUCGCUGUCAUUGUCGAUGCAAUGAUUGAUGCCGCCGUCGCCGUGGGCGUGCCUAGGGACAUGGCGCGGGCUAUGAUGGUUCAGGCGAUGCAAGGAACCGCAACUCUUCUGCAAAGUGGAAUGCAUCCGGCCGUGUUGAAGGACCAGGGCACGUUGCCCGAAGGAUGUACCAUUGGAGGUCUGAUGAUCUUGGAGGAGGCAGGAGUGCGCGGCCACGUUGGUCGGGCCUUGCGAGAAGCCGUAACCAUUGCGCGUCUUAUGGACGGUACUCGUCAUGUGAAUGAUACCAGACAGUAG
Messenger RNA from Aspergillus alliaceus, 909 nucleotides. RefSeq names its product pyrroline-5-carboxylate reductase family protein. Gene Ontology annotation, molecular function: pyrroline-5-carboxylate reductase activity. NCBI's taxonomy places the organism in Eukaryota, Fungi, Ascomycota, Eurotiomycetes, Eurotiales, Aspergillaceae. Gene Ontology annotation, biological process: L-proline biosynthetic process. The record is from RefSeq and is a predicted model, not a curated record. The transcript is spliced from 2 exons. The coding region runs from base 1 to 909 and encodes 302 amino acids.